Prunus armeniaca (apricot) is the source of this 654-nucleotide messenger RNA. Lineage: Eukaryota; Viridiplantae; Streptophyta; Magnoliopsida; Rosales; Rosaceae. The record is from the annotation of a GenBank genome assembly.
AUGGUGAGAGGGAAGAUUGAGAUGAAAAGAAUUGAAAAUGCCACAAGCCGGCAAGUGACCUUCUCAAAACGUCGAAAUGGGUUGUUGAAGAAAGCCUUUGAGCUUUCAGUUCUCUGCGAUGCUCAAGUUUCCGUCAUCAUCUUCUCUCAGAAAGGCAGGCUAUAUGAGUUCUCCAGCUCUGACAUGCAAGAAACUAUAAAACGAUACCACAAACAUGCAAAGGCUGGGCAAACCAACAAGAUUGAAGUGGAAGAAUAUGUGGAGCAAUUGAAGCAUGAAUCGACUGCUAUGGCCAAGAAGAUAGAGAACCUAGAAGCUUCUCAACGGAAGCUUUUGGGACAUGGCUUGGACUCUUGCUCUGUCGAGGAGCUCCAAGAGAUCACUGGCCAGCUGGAGCGAAGUGUACGCAAGAUAAGAGAGAGAAAGGCUCAUUUAUUUUCGGAGCAGAUGGAGCAAUUAAGGGCAAAGGAGAGGCUCCUCUUAGAAGAGAAUGCAAAGUUAAGUGAAGAGUUUGAUGCACGGCCGAGGCUGUUGCUGCAGCAGCAGCAGCUUUCAGUUGAAGAAAAAGGAGCUGUGAGCUACUGGAGUCAAAGUAGCCUGAGUUCUGAGGUGGAGACUGAAUUGUUCAUCGGACUGCCGGUGACGCGCUGUUGA